ACGUAACGUUACAGUAUUAUUAUUUUAUUUGCUUUUUUUUUUUUUUUUUUUUUUUCAUCCACGCGACUUUCUGAUCACGCCCACUGAGGAGACAGGAAGUAGGUCGUUUUAUAUCUUUAGUGACGCGAACUGCAUCGUCUGUGGAAAAGAUUUUUUUUUUUUUUUUUUAGUUCGGGUUCGGUGUCAGCGUGGAAAUGGGUCGCAGUGAGGAGCUCAGUGAGUUCCAACGUGGCAACGUGGUGGGAUGUUAUCUGUGUAAGAAGUCAGUGCGUGAAAUCUCGGCUCUGUUGAACCUGCCGCGGUCCACGGUGAGUCGCGUGAUCCUGAACUGGAAGCGCGGAGGGAUCACCACGGCUCUGCCCCGGUGCGGCCGACCGCACAAGCUCAGAGAGGUGGACCGACAAGUGCUGGAGAAGGUGGCCCUAGAGCAGUGUCUACCGUCGGUAGCCGCCGUCACUACAGAGCUGCAGAGUGUCACCGGAGUCAGUGUCAGCAAACGGACCGUCCGACGGGAGCUGCACGAGAUGGGCUUCCGCGGACGAGUACCGUCAUACAACAAGCUCAAAGUACCAGAAGUGACAAAGCUGAAAGAUCUGAAGACGCAGGACGAGCCCACGAGCCAGGAUGCAGGCCAAGUGGAGGUGAGCCGGCUGGACCUCCGCGUUGGAUGUGUCAUCACAGCCCUGCAGUACUAUCACGGCCUGUACCUACAGGUGGAUGUGGGAGAGGCUGCUCCCAGGACAGUGGUCAACCAGCUGGGUCAGCACAUCUCUGUGGCCCAGAUACAGAACCACAAGGUUGUCAUGCUGUGUAACCUGAAGCAAGAGGUGAUGAAAGAUGUUGUGUCCAAUGGUAUAAUCUUAUGUGCCACCUCACCGGACAAGGUGGAGAUCCUCGAACCUCCACCUGAAGCAUCUCCAGGAGACAGAGUUACCUUCCAGACCAUCACAGGUGAACCGGACGCAGAGCUGAACCCUGCAGAGAAGAUCUGGGAGCAGAUUCAGCCAGACCUGCAGACAGAUGCCCAGUGUGUUGCAACCUACAAGGGAGCUGCCUUGGAAGUUGUCGGCAAAGGGGUGUGCAAAGCCCAAACCUUGAGCAACAGUGAAAUCAAGUAAGCCUACAGAGUGAUUUGAAGUAGCUCA
Sphaeramia orbicularis (orbiculate cardinalfish) is the source of this 1145-nucleotide messenger RNA. RefSeq names its product aminoacyl tRNA synthase complex-interacting multifunctional protein 1-like. Lineage: Eukaryota; Metazoa; Chordata; Actinopteri; Kurtiformes; Apogonidae. The transcript is spliced from 4 exons. Bases 195 to 1118 code for a protein of 307 amino acids. Gene Ontology annotation, molecular function: tRNA binding. The record is from RefSeq and is a predicted model, not a curated record.